Molecule: messenger RNA, 2091 nt
Organism: Oikopleura dioica
Lineage: Eukaryota; Metazoa; Chordata; Appendicularia; Copelata; Oikopleuridae
Source: the annotation of a GenBank genome assembly
AUGCCGAGAUCGAGAGCAAAACCAACUCGUGAAGAGGUGAAAAAAUCGUUGGCUGAAGCCUGUCGCAAAGCACAAGCUGGCGGAAUAAGUCGACGUCUGGAAUUCGCAAGGGCUUUUAUUGCAAAAAGAAACCCUGCACGAGAUUCGAGCGAUCCCUUGAAUCGAGAACUUGAAAAUGCGAUUUCUUGGGAGCCAAAAGUACCCAAUGUGAAUUUUUCGGAGCCCGUUCCAGGAUCAUCAAGCCGUUUCAAAAAGCGUCUUCCAGUAGCGGAAAAGCCUACAAAAGAAAAGCCGGGACCUUCGAAGUCUAAAUCUUCCAAAUCGCAAAGUCAGGAACGCUCGCAGCCACGAGAAGAGCAGGAGUCAGCUCAUAACUGGUCGCAGCAAGCUUUGUUCGAUGAAUCUGCGGAGGAUCGACAAGCACUAUCGCCUGAACAUGAUCAAUCCCCACCCGCGCCAAUUGACAGAGAGGACGUUCGCGAAUUUAUGUUUCCCACCUCAAACAAGAGAAAGCUUCAGACUCCUGAAAAGAACGCGCAGGGCGAAGCAAGCGCGAAAGAUCACGCAGCGAAAAGGAGCAAGCACGAGAAAGAAAAUGUACCGCCUAAGAAAAGCGCUUCAAAGCCGACGAUUCUUAAGCCAGCUUUGGAUAUCACCAUUGCUCGUCGUCCAGGAAGAGAUGCCCUGAGCGAGAUUUCGGACUUGUCUUCUGCAUUUGAUAAUGACAGUCCAAUUAGAGGCGUCGGAAAGAUGAAGCUAAGUCAAAAGAAAGCAACCAAAGAAAAGAGUGCGAAACUGAGGCAUGACGAACCAACGUGCAGCAAGAAUUUAACACCUCCAGCGAUGCCACUAGAUGCUGAUCUUUCUAGCUUCUUGGACUCGAGCGAGGAUGAGGAAGUUCGUCGACCGCAAAGUCCUCCUCGGAAAAGAAAUAGAUCCCCAACAGCUAGCAUGAGCUUCUUGAACUCGAGCGAGGAUGAGGAAGUUCGUCGACCGCAAAGUCGUCCUCGGAGAAGAAAUAGAUCGCCAACAGCCAGCAUGCCGAAGCUAACCAAAUUACGAUCACCAGAGAAGUCACCAUCUAAAUCAAAGAAAAAGUCGAUUCCGAUGAAGAAAAAAUAUCGAAAAAUAAUCCCUUCUGUCGCUCGAAAGCCUCCGAGAAGCAUCAGUUCUUCCGUGGAGACAAGAGAUCCGCGAGAAGUAUAUGUUGAAAGAACAUUCAUCUUCAAAGAUGCAAAGAACAUUCAGCGCCCAAUAGGGCUCAGGCUUCGAGAAAAAGAAUCGAGCGAAACAGGAAUCGACAUCUGCGAGGUUGUCCCAGGGUCGGAAGCAGAUAAAGCUGGGCUUCGUGUUGGAGAUAUUCUGAUUUGCUUCAACGGUGUGAAAUGCUCCGUCAAAAACAAAAUCAAGCUGUCUAAACUGCUACAACUCAUUAACGAAUCGCCUUUGAAAGACUUCGAAUUCACAGUUCUUCGCGGAGUACAAAACAUCGAUUCAGAUAGCAACGAGAGCAGAGUAGACACUCCUGUUGAUUCGAAUCAACGAGAAGAGUCUGACGAGUCAGCCAGCGAAGGGUCAGUCCAACCAGCUUCGCGGGCAGCGUCGAGCCGACCAGCUUCGCGGGCGGAGUCAAGCCGACCAGCUUCGCGGGCAGCAACAAGGUCUAUAUCAACCCCUGCCCCGCAGAAAAGAAAGAAGUGGACUGAAGACGAGGACGCCAAGCUGAUUGCUGGCCUCGAUCAAUACGGAAAAGACUGGAUCAAGAUCUGGAACAAGUCUUUCCGUGAUACGACGAGGACGAAUAUCAACCUCAAAGACAGACACCGUACUCUUCUGAAACAAGGCGACCCACGGCGCUUGUUGAUUAUUUCCAAAGAAAAGCCUGGUCUAGCAGUUGAAAUCGGUUCCGGAUCGGGGGUCAAUGAGUGGAAUGCAGCGAACAAUUGGAGCGGUGCACAGUUUUCCGAUCUUUUGUUAGAAACAGAUAAAAACCUCUUCAUCAUCGAUCCCCGACGAGGAGACCAGGAAGGAAUUCGACGACGCGUAGCCUUGAUCAAGUUUACACAACCUUCGAGCUUUUCAAAAGGGUGA